Messenger RNA from Pogonomyrmex barbatus (red harvester ant), 3148 nucleotides. Its product is annotated as tektin-B1. Gene Ontology annotation, cellular component: microtubule cytoskeleton; nucleus. Lineage: Eukaryota; Metazoa; Arthropoda; Insecta; Hymenoptera; Formicidae. The record is from RefSeq and is a predicted model, not a curated record. Gene Ontology annotation, biological process: cilium movement involved in cell motility; cilium assembly.
UUAAUUUUGGUAUUAUAUAUUAAUAUUAUAGAAUAUUUUUGGGAAGUUACACAGGAGUGUCACAUCUACAAAUUUUCGAUGCAUUUUUUCCUCUGAAUAAAUUAAAUUCAAAAUCAAUACUGAGAAAAAAAUGAAAUUCAAUCUUCAACAUGAAAGGCUGUAUAAGAAAUUAAUUAAAAGUUAAUGGGAAAAAUAAAUUUAGUGACUAACAUGGGCCAUAAGCAAUCCUCAGAUGAUAAGAGAUUUGAAACAAAUAGUUAACAGUGAGGAGCUAUCGUGGUCGUGCAGAGUAGACGUAAAAACGCAAUUUGUAAACGAAGGAUCUCGCGUUCGAAUUCUAAUCAUUUUCACUAAUUUUUCCGUCUCUUGCAGCUAGGUAUCUAAUUCUGCAGUAUCUACAAAAUAUCUCUUCAAUCGAUUGUUUUUGUUUCGUAUACUCUCUCAUUCUCUCUUUUUUAUCAAGAAUAUUACGUUUCUUCAAAUGAAUUCAACAGCAAUCAAUUCCUAAAAAUACGGAAGUACGCGAGUCAUUUAUAUCGUGUGACUAAUUUUUUAAUCUAAUGUUAAUACCAACAAUAUUUUACUAUCGAAACAGCAUUCACUCAUCCUUCGUGUUCCUUUAUAUCGUCGAAACCACCAGAAGCCGUAUCAUCCGGACUUCCGGUAAACUCUUCCCUUCACCCCCGUGACCACCCGUGACGAGAAGGUCUCGCGUCCGUUUCAGUCAUACUCCCUGCACUUCGUUUCUUCUCUUUCCGUCUCUAUUUUUCGAAGCUUAAUUAUAGAUACAACAUAUACAUAUGUUUACUUCAUCUCGAAUGCAAAAAGUGUAGGAGAGUGCAGCUGAGACGAACCCAUUUUUUGCCCGCGGCGUAUAUACGUCGCAAACUCGUUGCAACGAUCGAAUAUGACCAUUUGGACAAACUGAUAUCGCGGAAUGAAUGACAAACCGCGCUGAAAAUUGUCGUCGAUACCAGAAGGGGAACUUGUUCGGGACACGACCGAUUCUAAGCUAAAUCUCUAUCGUACCUCUAAGGAUGACGUCUUCUACCGCUGUCGGCCUUUGCCCGAGACGGCCAUUUUGAUCAUGGUUAUUACCAGAAGACAACGUGCGAACCGUGUUUAUCUGAUAAUUGACAGCCCUUUAAUGGCCAUUGUCUCGUCUCCUCUGAGGAUAACAUAUAUAUGUACAGUCAUAAUAAUUUUUAAUUAAUGAUUUUAUCAUCGGUGAACUCACCGGAUGAACAUGGGACCUUAUCUUUAUUUUCAUAUUCACUAAAGAUGACUCAAACUUGAGUCGAAAGUCUGUAUUAUAUAUUAAAGUUUGUAAUAAAGAAUGUUAAUUGCGCACUGUGAACAGCGCUGAUGCUCAUUUGCCUUAAGUUUCACAUUAUAUUUAAUACCGAGAAUCACUUCAUUAAUAAUUAUUAACAUUAAAAAAAUAUUAAAGCUCAAAAAACUCGUUAAAUUGAAGAUUACGCUAAAAAGUAAGACGUAGCGAAAAAUAACUGUAUAUAAAAUUUCGCAUUCCUUGUCUUCCUUCGUUGUCUUGACAACGUCGCGAUCGAAUCGGUUUAUCAGCAAGCGACUUUGUAGUAUACUUCUUUUCUCUUUCCUUAACCCAUUUCCUCGGCUUCAGUUUCUUUUCCUUUUCCUCAAAUUCAAUUCUCGUCAGCAUGGCCAAAUUCGUGAAUAUCUACGAGAAACCUGUGCCUCAUAUUGGUCUGCCGGACUGGUACAUCAAGCUAUGGGAGCUUCGACAAAGCGCGGAGAUCAAAAGAUCUGAGGCUUGUCAGCUACGUAAUUCGAGCAAGACCGUCCGUUCUGACGGGGAUGUGAAAACGAAAUGGGAUACGUAUAUGAAUGAUGGUCGAUUGGCAGACAGAGUGUUGGAAUUAUCGAGAUGGAAGGACAUACUCGAGGACUUGUUGCAAAAACUGCUAAUCGAAAUAGGUCUAUUGAACGACGAGAAAGACAACACGGAGAAGGAGAUUGAAAGAAUAUCUCAGCCUCUGCGUAUUGCCAAUGAAUGCAUUUCGAUGAGAGAUUGUCGUAGAAGACCCGAGCUCACAUAUGACGAGGCCGAUACCGAACUGAAAAAAGAACUCUGCAUGAUUGCAAAUAUUCAGGAAGCAUUGACUAAACGAGCACAGGCCGCAUGGGAAAAAUUGAAUUGUUUGGAAACUCUCAAAUUUAAGCUAAGCUUGGACAUAGAGGACAAAACUGAAAGCAUUCGAAUAGAUAAGGAUAAUCUCGAAUUGAAUCCUACUUCUGCAAAUAUGAGUUACAAAACAAAAACGAUCAUUGAGAAAACGAGUCCAAUCACGUACGAGGUUUGGUUGGAGCAAUGUCGCUGUUCCAAGCUGACGACCGAGAACGAAUUGAAUGAAAGUUAUAAUUUUCGUGAAGAUAUGCGCAUAAUGAGAGAAUGUGCGUGGAACGAUAUCAAAGCUCAACAAGACGCGACUGAUUACACUUUGAGAAAGAGAAUUUAUCAAACGCAAAAAGCCAGAAAUGAGAUGGAGUGGCAAAAACUCAAAUUACAAAAGGAAAUAGAAAAGUUGGGAAAUGAGAUAAACCAGUUGGAAGGAACACUAAAAAGUAAAAUGAAUGUGGUGAAAUGCGUCGAGACACGAUUGGAAAAUCGCAUUUAUCGACCUGGCUCCGAGUUGUGUAAGGACACAGUUGAAUCAGGCUUGAAGAAUGAAGUCCUGCAAUUAAAACAGACCGAGGAAGACCUGAUUAAAAUGAUUGAGCAUGCAAAAUCAACCUACAACAGUCUGGAAUCUUUGUUGAUAUGUACCGAUAAAAACCUAGAAGACAAACAGCAUUCCUUGAACACUGAUGUUAUGUGCUUGGACAUGAGAGCACCGCUGAAGACAGGAGACAGAUUGCGUUUAUCCAAUGAGACAGAUCGUAAUAUUGUAUUGACACAUAUGGAGAAAGAGAUCCCGCUGGAAUCUUAACUUAAACAUCCCAUUUACAUUUGUUUUUAUCUAUUUGAAUUUGUAAAAUAUAAUUUUGUAGCUAUUGCUAUUAAAAAAAAGCUUAUCAAUUCUUUAUCCUUACAUCCUUAUUUGUAUCAUAUGACGAAACAAAAAUAUACUUAAAUAAUUUAAUGAAUAUUAUAUUCAUAAUGAAAAUAUAA